AUUUUUCAGACGACCAAGAAAAGCAAGCAACAACGAGCACAAAUCAUAUCCAUAGAGAGACGGCGCACAAUCAGUGAAUGCUGCGAAUCUCAUAGCUUCCUGGAUUCCUCUUCCCGUAACAACAACAAAGAUCUGCUUUCGCGUUGUUACUGAUCUUAGCCUGCUCCGUUUGAAUACAUGUGAGUGCAGGAGAACUUCAAUCGCACUCGUAAAUCUUGUUGUCUUCUCAGGCUUUCGAGAUGCCGAUCUCAGGAUUGCGUGAGAAGCAUAAACAAGAACUCGAGAAUCUGACAUUAAUAGCACAACCUUUCAAAACAUUGAAGCUUUUUAUAGUGGCUGUUGUUCAGUAUAUAACGAGAUCACUGGUAUACCUUCUGACACAUGUUGUCUGGCUUAUGCUUUUUGUCACACUCACAGUUGCAGGUGGACUCUUGUUUCUGUCUGUGGAUGGUCCUCAUGGAAAGCAUGUUGAAGAGCUUCUUGAAUAUGCAAGGUUUGGACUGUGGUGGGUAGCUCUUGGUGUUGCAUCUUCCAUUGGUCUUGGUUCUGGGUUGCACACUUUUGUUCUAUAUCUGGGUCCCCACAUUGCUUUCUUCACAAUAAAAGCAAUGCAGUGUGGUCGGGUGGAUCUUAAAAGUGCUGUUUAUGAUACAAUACAGUUAAACAGAAGCCCUACAUGGCUUCAAAAAGAUUGUUCAGAGUUUGGGCCUCCAUUGUUUUCAUCCUCUCAAGGUGUUCAGGUUCCACUUAGCAGCAUUUUGCCACAAGUACAAGUAGAAGCUAUUCUUUGGGGCCUUGGAACUGCAUUAGGAGAGCUACCUCCAUAUUUCAUUUCUAGAGCAGCAAGUAUCUCGGGUGACAAAAUGGAUGUGACAGAAGAACUGGAUGCUUCCUCAUCAGAGAGUAAUGGAGUUGCUUCAAACUUAAAUCACAUGAAGCGUUGGUUCCUAUCACAUGCACAAUAUUUGAACUUUUUUACAAUUCUUGUGCUUGCUUCGGUGCCAAAUCCUCUGUUUGACCUUGCUGGAAUUAUGUGUGGGCAAUUUGGGAUUCCAUUUUGGAAGUUUUUUCUUGCAACCCUAAUUGGAAAGGCAAUCGUAAAAACUCACAUACAGACAGUAUUCAUCAUCUCAGUGUGCAACAAUCAACUUCUUGAUUGGAUAGAAAAUGAAUUGAUAUGGAUGCUUAGCUUCAUCCCUGGUGUGGCUUCUGCCCUUCCCACCAUUGUAGCUAAACUGCAUGCAAUGAAGGAGAAAUACAUGGCUGCCCCUCUCCCUGUCACAUCAAACAUCAAGGUGAAAUCAUGGGAUCUAUCGUUUGCUUCAGUCUGGAACUCUAUUGUGUGGUUAAUGCUGUUGAACUUCUUUGUGAAGAUUGUGAACUCAACUGCACAGAGGUAUCUCAAGAAGCAGCAAGAAAUAGAAAUAGCUGCUCUCAAAAAGUUAGAGCAAUCAGAGGAUUGAUUGAUUGAUUGAUUGAUUGAUAGCGCUAUUAGUAGUUAUUUGAUGUUUCUUUUGUUUACCUAAUAGAAUAGACUUCCCUUACUUACCAUUGAAGCAAUCUGAAACCGAAUCAAUCCUUAACAACUCAUUUAUACAAAACAUUAGUUGCAGACA
Messenger RNA from Lactuca sativa (garden lettuce), 1616 nucleotides. RefSeq names its product vacuole membrane protein KMS1. The record is from RefSeq and is a predicted model, not a curated record. Lineage: Eukaryota; Viridiplantae; Streptophyta; Magnoliopsida; Asterales; Asteraceae.